CCUGCCAGCCAUUUCACAACGACCUCAUCGUCGUCAUUUUGGGGAUUUGGGGGCCGGCGUCUCAUGUUUCCGUCCACGGGUUAUUUCGGCACCUUCCCGUGUCCCUAUUUCGCUAACGGCGGUCUGUGCCAACGGCCCUAUUGCCAUUUUCGGCAUGAUGCCCCAGCCCUACUAUCACCCAUGGCCACGCCCACGCCCGAACGGUCGGUCCCAGCGGCUGUGGGCGUGGGCCAUGACCCACCCGAGCGUUCGUCGGCCCAUUUGGAGUCUUUGGUGAGUGAUGCCGUGAAGAAAGUGCUGCUUUCCGUGGCCGGCUCCACUUCCGACCCGACAACGGACCCGUCCCACACCUUGAAUGCCAUCCUGGCCAAAUUGGACGCCCAACAAAUCGCCGAGGCGUUAAAAUCCGCCCAAAGUGAUCGGCCGGCUAGCCACACCAAGAAACUUUUUCUACCGGCCCAAGAUGCGCCAUCCUAUGAGCCCACGCCCAUUGAAGAAUUGCGGAAAUACCAACAGCCGCCCACGUCUGACCCAUCUUUCAGUCCCACCUACGAUUUUUGUUCGGAGCCCUCGGCUUCCACCGCCCCUCCAGCGGCCCAUGCCCCGCCUCCGGUCAAGAAGUCUUACAUUCCGGGCAACCUCGAGCAACUGUCCAGUCUCAAGCCUCAGAUCCUCAAGAAGAAGCCCGUGCAAUUGCCCAAAUCCAAGGUCACCGUGUUCGGGGACAUUGGCGAUUUGAGUGAGAGCGACGAUGAAGCCACGGAAAGCAGUCACCUCAUCGGUGAGAUUCUCCUCAAAGGCAUGAAAUCCGGUGUGUUUACCAACGUGAACGAAGUGGAGCAGCAGGUCAUCCGCAGUAAAGUCAAAGCCCAGAAAGUCAAAACUGAACCGGUGGUGCCUGAGAAACUUGAAAAUCAGGCGGAGCCGUUGGUUGAGGUUAAGGUAGAAAAUAUUAGUUGUGACACCGUGACGAGUAGCUCCGAAGAUCCCAAAGAGUCUCCCCGAGAACCGCUGGAAAGUAAUGAGGCCAAGCGGCUGAGAUUGGAGAGGGAAGCCGCCAAGCAGUUGGUCGAGGCCAAGGAGAAGGAGUUGCAAAAGAUCGAAGCCAAACGGAAGGUGCUGGAAAAUUAUUACAAGAACAAGUUCAUGGGUAUUGAAAGCAACCUCCCUGAAAAGAAACUCAGCCAGCCUCCGGACAAGAUCCAGCCCCAAAUCCAAGAGGCGGUUGUUGUCAUUUCGUCUGAAUCUGGCUCCGAGUCCUCAUUGGCGUCCACCGUGUCGUACCACAGCCAAAGUGACAGCUCGGAAGAGGAAUCCGAUGAGGAACAGUCGUCCCGCAAGCGAAAGAAAUCCCGAAAAUCGAAGAGUAAGAAGAGAAAAAUGUCGAAGAAAGAGAAGCGAAAGAAGAAGAAAAUGAGGAAGGAGAAGAGGAAAAAGAAACGAUCACGGUCAAGCUCCUCUUCAUCGGAGUCCUCUUCUUCCUCGGAGUCACAGUCAGACAAUGAUACCGAUUCAAGUGAAGAAUAUAAGAAACGUCAGUCGAAAAAGAAGCGGAAAAGGAAAGAAUCCUCCAAAGAAAAAGACAGAAAGAAGAGGAUUGAGGAAAAAAUCCGACACCUACAAGUGAAGCGGGAACCGUUGGCAGUCAUUAGCGAAUCAAGUCCAAGUCAUCCGUCACAAAAGUUGUCGGCCAUGGUCAAGAUUGAAAAAGACGACACUGUCAGCAAAACCCUAACAUUGUCAUCGUCCAAACCCCUCUCGUCCAUUGUCAAAUUAGAGAAUUUUGAAGAGCAAGAACCUCUCUCUAAACAACAACCAUCAUCAUCGGAGUCAGGUACUGCUCAGACCAAGGCGAAACCUCAGUCCUUGGCCGUGGUCAAAUCCGAGGAGACUGCUCGACGUCUGAGUGCGGCUGACAUCAUUCUUGGUGCUCCUGAUUCGUCUGUGGCCCAAGGUCCGAUGAAAACCAAUGUAGGAGCUCAGAUCGGAUCCACCUCGGAUAGUGCAUUCGAGGUAAAGAAUGCUCAGGAAAAGAUCCAAGAUGUUCAUAUCAAGGAGGAUGAGAAGUUGAAUCCGGAUUUCCACAGUGAAGGCGACGAUGUGGACGAGGAAGAGUUGCCUCCUAAUGUUCAAUCCUUUUUGGACGCCAUGACUCAAUUGGACGAACAGAACAACGUCAAAGCCCCAAAGGCAGAUCUGAAAGAGCGCCGGAAGUCUUCGAGGAAAGACCAAGACAAGAAGAGGCCAGACAGGUCUGAUAACAAAGCAAAACGUCCGGAGAAGAGCUCAAGUUCUCGACAUCAGAAAUCGUCCAACAAACACCUGGAGCGAUCUCGAGACGAAAGGUCUAAAAAGGAUGCUGACCAUUCUAAGCACAAGUCGUCUUCGAGAACACGAGAGGAUCAUUCAUCACGAACCAAGGAGAACGAGACGAGACGCCCAAGUGAACCUAUCAAGCACAAGUCCAAGAAUUCGGAGCCAAUCAAAGGCAAGUCUUCGAGGAGCCAUUCAGACUCAACCUUCAAGAAGUCCUCGACAAGCCAUGCAGAAUCGAAGUCGAAAGCUGCAAGGAUUGAAGCCAAGGAACUGGAUCCGCCGUUGUCAAAGGUCAAGGACAAGGAUUCCGAUGAAACGAAUUCUCCUAUCCCUGAUUUCUCUGCGGAAUUGGAUCUCCUUCCAGAUGACUUGAACGAUUUUCAGGAUGACUCCAUGGGGUUAUCCAAUGACGAAGACGAUGCGGAUGAGUUGUUCGAAGACGAAGAUGACGAGCUGCGCAGAAUAUUCAACGAAUUCGACACCACAACGAUUAAUACUGAUUCCAAUGCGCAAAAGAAGGCCCAGAGACUGGUAAAAGAAGGUGACGGCGGGGAUGACAAGGCUAAUACUCAAUCACGAAAGAGAAUCGCUCAUUUAGGAGCCGCAGAUAAAUCGUCGGAGCAAUUGCGACCACCCACCAAGAAACCACGGCUGACUCCCUCGCAAAUGCUCAUGAACCGGUACAAGAAGAUCCAGGAAAAGCAAGAGGAUGAAAGCAUAGAGAACCAAAUGGAGCAAAUCGCUCAAGGCCUGCCAAGCAAAGCCUCCAAUAAGCGGAUCGCCCAUGCCGCAAAUUCUGCGGGACCGCCCAAAUCAAAACUUCAACGUCAAUUGGAUGCCCGACGUGCUGCCACGGAAACGCAGCCGGGCAAACAAACCGUGGCCCAUACCCUUAAAGGCAUGCCCCGAAUGGCCCACAAUCCAACCACCAAAACCAUGGCUCAGUUGGAAAAGCCCAUGAUUGGGGCGGACCCGUCGGCCAAAGUCCCGGCCAAUGUCCGGCAACGCUACUUGAACAGCCUCGUCGAAGAGUGUCUCAAGAUCUAUGGGCAUGACAGGGCCAAGGCCUAUGAGAGGGCCAAGAGCGAGGAGAAGAUUUGUAGUGAUAGAAGCAAGAACCGAAAUAUCUACCUCAAUGUGGUGGUCAAUUGUAUUAAACGCCUUCGGUCGGAGGCUGCAGAGGCGGCCAAAGCAGGUUCUGCGUCAAGUAAGCCUUUGCCCGACGGACAGAAGAGAAACAUGCUCACCACUCACUUGCAAGUUUUGGCCGGCAAACCGGGUUCCAUCGGCACCUGGAGCAUUGAGAAGCGAGCCAAAUCUGACGAGGACAUCCCUGAUGAUCUCUAUUAUGCUGUGAUGAAACGUUACGUCCUGACUCCGGAGCAAAUGGAGGAGAAUUGCUAUCCCUUAGCCGAUCCCAAUGAAAAAGGCAAGGCUAUAGUAAAAGAGGAUCCUUUUCGGCCUCGAAAGGCUCAGCCCACAGAUCCAAUGAAGCGACUUUGUGAUAGGUGUAACCGAAUGUACAGGAUCGACAAAUUCGGACAUCAACUCGAUCGUGAGGACUGCAUUUACCAUUGGGGCAGGCUAAUCCGACGGCGAGGAAACAGAGCCACAGGAUUCAUUCAGUGUUUUUCGUGCUGUCAACUGGAAGCGGAUUCGGAUGGUUGUCAGGUCCACAAAUGUCACGUCACGGACAUCUUGGACUUCAACGACAUGCGAGGCUUCGUGACCACCAUGGACCCGGUAUCGGUCCCUUCCGACGGAGAUUACAAGAUCUUUGCGUUGGAUUGUGAGAUGUGUAACACGGUAAAGGGCAACGAGCUCACACGUGUGACGGUGGCUGAUUUGAGCGGCAAAACGGUCUAUGAGAGCCUAGUCAAGCCUGAGAAUGACAUCAUCGACUACAAUACCAGGUUCAGUGGAAUCACAGCCGACGACCUGGAGGGUGUGACCACCACCAUUCGGGACGUGCAAGCGGUUCUCUUGUCUAUGUUCACAUCCAAAACUAUUCUUAUUGGUCAUUCUUUCGAGAGUGACUUGAAGGCUUUAAAAAUGAUCCAUAUGUCGGUGGUGGACACUAGCGUGGUAUUUCCUCACAAAAUGGGUCCGCCCUAUAAGCGUGGAUUGAAGGUUUUGUCCGCGGAAUUACUUAAGCGCAUCAUUCAGAACGAAGUGGGUGGUCAUGACUCGGCCGAGGAUGCUCUGGCUUGUCUCGAUUUAAUGAAAAUGAAGGCCAAGGAUGAUGUCAAGAAACUGAGACAGAUGGCACAUGCCAAAAAGUGAUCUGCAUUUGUUACAGCGAAGAACGGUUUGUCAAAAUAAUGUUAUUGCAAUAGCCAAGUGAGCGAUACAAUAAAUUAUCAAUGCGCUAGAAGGUAACUACA
Molecule: messenger RNA, 4700 nt
Organism: Tigriopus californicus
Lineage: Eukaryota; Metazoa; Arthropoda; Copepoda; Harpacticoida; Harpacticidae
Product: RNA exonuclease 1 homolog
Exons: 5
Coding region: 64-4599 (1511 amino acids)
Cellular component (GO): nucleus
Molecular function (GO): nucleic acid binding; metal ion binding; exonuclease activity
Source: RefSeq, a predicted model, not a curated record